This is a messenger RNA of Copidosoma floridanum, 2585 nucleotides long. RefSeq lists its product as uncharacterized. NCBI's taxonomy places the organism in Eukaryota, Metazoa, Arthropoda, Insecta, Hymenoptera, Encyrtidae. The record is from RefSeq and is a predicted model, not a curated record.
GGGAUGGGAAAAACGUUGGCUGGGUAUAACGAGCGUCCAAGUCGUUACGACGAUGUCGCAUGCGACGGCAGUCGCCUCCGAUGUUCUCCGUCCCUCGAUCUCGCCUCUCGCGCUUUUCCCCCCCGACAAUCAGCGCGAGCCUGUCAACGUCUCUUCUCUCGGCUCCUCGCUAUUAUGCUCGGCCACGACGCCAGAUCUGGCGAGCUCGAUAAACACCGGACUGCGUAGGAUCGCCGCGGAUUGACGCGCAUUAUGCAAACCUUCGACGAUGCUCGGCAAAAUUUAUACUACAAAACAAUGCUGGACCUGCAGGAAAAGUUACGAAAAAGCGAGGAGGAAAGAAUUAGACUGGAGGAGAGGUUCAACUUUUUAGUCCAGGACUCCCGUGUCAGGCAUCAGAGCUGCAUCAACAGAUUGCGAAUCUGCUACGUGGAGUUCCUCGAGGAGCAAAAAGUCAGGGACGAGCGGAACCACAAACUGCUCGGGAGCCUCGAGAAGGUCGACAGCAGUUUGGCCGUGAUGAGCGCCAAAACCGAGCGCCUCAACGUACUGCGAAAGCACUACGAGGCCUACCUGAUGCGCGUCUACGGGAGGGAGGGUGCCGGACCGAGGACCAGCAGGCCCUUCAAGAUCGAGAGCCACGGGAGAAGAUCGGCCUACGAUUUACCCUUUGCGCUGAUACCGAGCAAGAGCACCGAAGAGCAGGAUGAUGCCGACGUGCAAAGGUUUUACCGGCUCCCCAGUUCCCCGCCAGCCUCGCAGCCCCGAGCACUGGUACCCAGCACUCGCGGUACUUGGAAGGAGCCCUCCUACCCCCCGCCGAAACCAUACGGCGCUCCAGCUUGGGAGAACCCGUCCCUCCCCGAUGACAGCGAGAGCGAGCAACCACGGAAGCAGGAGGAGAAGACCACCGACGAGGCUGGGAACUCACAACCCACGAGCGAGCUGCCCGACCUGGACAGCUACAUCGGCGCGAUCAGGCGACUGCACGCGGACAACGAGGGCUACGUGGAUCGGGAGCCGAGAGCAACCAACAGCGGGAGGAGCGACGCCGAUCUUUUGAACGAGCUGAUGAGCCCUGGGAAGGGCUACGAUGACUACGACGAGCAGGAGCGGCUCGGGGUGGACGGGAUCGAGGACGACUACGACGAGUCGGUGGACAUCGACUCGUGGAUGCCCGACGACCGAGACGACCGGGAGGAGCAACAGGCCCAGGAAACGCAGUUGCGCGACAGUAUCCGCAACAGGCUAAGAACGAAGCUCGAGUCCAUAGAGGAGGUCGAGCCGACCGAGGACGAGCAACAGAGCGACCACGAGCCCGCUUCGAGCCAUCGGGCCGACGCUCAGCAACGGGACGCCAAUCAACCACACCAACGAGUAGGCGAUCACGACGAAAAUACAGAUAAACCGAACGAGGAGCAACGGGAGCCGGACGAGUCCGGUCGAGUGGAUCGACACGCCAGUGAUGACCAGAUUGAGGAACAUUUGGAAGCACCAGAACAGUGGCAACAACCAGAGACCGAGGAGGACGUGGUCCAGCGGCAUAGUGGGAACGAGUCCGAUCAAGGACAACAGUACGAAAACUUGGAGCAACAGGUACAGAAAGCCGAGGACGAUUCGGUCGAGCAGAACCACGAAGUUGAUCGAGCGCCAGUUGAAGAGCACCGUGACGAUUCGGACCAGCAGCAGUCGGUGGAGCAGCGCGCGGCCACGGAUGAACAGUACCUCGAGGAGGAGUCGGCCACCACCUCGAGCGGAGAUCAACCGCCGAGCGAAAGUUUGGGGGAUGGACACCAACGUGGGGGGGAACAACGGUCGCGGGAAGGGGAGGACAAUGAACGGCAGCCCGCCUCGAGCGAGGCGUCGGACCGACAGCAACAAGAAGAGGAGGGUGAGGGACAAAAGCAAGAGGAAGAGAAGCAACGGGAGAAACAAGCGGCAAAGCCACAGCAACAAAAGCCACAACAAAAGUUGGCAGUUGGUGGGUCGAAAGCGAGCCCGCGGCUGAAGGCUCGACAGGUGGUCGGGAGCGCGGUCGCCCAGCUGAAGAAGAAGAAGCUGCAGGAGGACAGCAGCUCGCGCGAGCAACGGCUCGCCGCUAACAAGGCCGUGAAGAAGAAGGUCGUGAGGAAGGACCCGAUCAAGUCCAUCCUCGACUCGGAGUCUAGCGAGAGCUUGAUCGAGCGCAAGCUCUCCAACAGCGAGAGCGACUUUGAUUUCAAUUGAUCGGGGCCCCUAUAUGUUUCGCCACCGCGACGGCCUGUUUUUUCAACAUACACCCCGAAAUCCUAUGGGACAUCUAUUAACAACACAACAAUUGUACAAUAGGUAAUAACCAUACCAUCCCGAGCAAUGUAACUACAUACGUUAAGUGUAGAUGAUAUACUAUAUAUAUAUAUAACUUGUUCAAAUUUUAGAGAUGCGUUAUACUUACGGAAAAUUACUUAUAUUGUGAAAGGAAAAAAAAAAAAAAAAAAAAAAAAGAAUUAUUGCCUGCAACACUUGCACAUAUAUGUAUCAUACUACCAAUCGGAACUUGUGAGAUUAUCAUUAUACGUAAAUAAAAAGAAUAUGCCUAGGCGAAA